AAGACUUCCGAAGAAGCAACGCCUUGCCAUCGGAAAAGAACAGGGAUUGUUUCUCUAAAGCCAAGGCUGCUCAAGAAAAGUAAGUAAGAAAGCCAUGCCUCCUCAGCAGCGGACACAGGUGAAUGUUGCUCCAAAGGUCACCCAGGGGGACCUGAAGAGCCUGGCACCAGGUGUGAGGGACUUCAUUGAAAUGAAUGCCAAGCUGUGCCAGCCGGAGGCCGUCCACAUCUGCGAUGGCUCAGAAGAGGAGAACGAGAGGAUUUUGGAGCUGAUGGCAGAGCAAGGCAUGAUUCGGAAGCUUGCCAAAUAUGAGAACUGCUGGUUGGCUUCCACAGACCCCAGGGAUGUAGCCAGAAUUGAAAGCAAAACCGUCAUUGUGACCCAGGAGCAGAGAGACACCAUCCCAACCCCCCAAAGCGGGGUAAGCCAUCUGGGACGCUGGAUGUCGGAAGAAGAGUUUGAGAAAGCGUUCAGUGUCAGAUUCCCUGGCUGCAUGAAAGGGCGCACUAUGUACGUCAUUCCUUUCAGCAUGGGGCCACUUGGUUCUCCUUUAUCCAAGUUUGGGAUCGAGCUGACAGAUUCCCCAUAUGUAGUUGUCAGCAUGAGAAUUAUGACCCGGAUGGGAACGUCUGUCCUGGAAGCCCUGGGCAAUGGAGAGUUUGUAAAAUGUCUCCAUUCAGUUGGAUGUCCUUUGCCGCUGAAAAAACCUCUGGUGAAUAACUGGCCAUGUAACCCUGAUAUGACUCUGAUAGCUCACAUUCCUGAUCACAGAGAGAUCAUUUCCUUCGGAAGUGGUUAUGGAGGAAAUUCCCUACUGGGGAAAAAGUGCUUUGCUCUCAGAAUUGCUAGCAGGAUUGCCAAGGAGGAGGGCUGGCUUGCUGAACACAUGCUGAUCUUGGGCAUCACAAACCCAGAAGGCAAAAAGAAGUACUUUGCGGCGGCUUUCCCUAGUGCUUGUGGAAAAACGAACUUGGCUAUGAUGAAUCCCACUUUGCCGGGGUGGAAGGUCGAGUGUGUUGGGGAUGAUAUCGCUUGGAUGAAAUUUGAUGAACAAGGUAACUUAAGAGCAAUCAAUCCAGAGAAUGGCUUUUUUGGCGUUGCGCCUGGAACAUCAGAGAAAACAAACCCGAAUGCUAUGAAGACCAUUCAGAGAAAUACCAUCUUCACCAAUGUAGGAGAAACCAGCAAUGGAGGCGUCUACUGGGAAGGCAUUGAUGAACAUCUUGAGCCAGGAGUGAAGGUGAUCUCGUGGAAGAAGAAGGAAUGGAACACCGAGAGUGGAGAACCUUGCGCUCACCCCAAUUCCCGAUUCUGCACACCUGCCAACCAGUGUCCAAUUAUUGAUUCCGCUUGGGAGGCUUCAGAAGGUGUUCCUAUUGAGGGUAUAAUCUUUGGAGGCCGGAGACCUGAAGGUGUUCCUCUGGUCUAUGAGGCCCUUAACUGGCAGCACGGGGUAUUCAUAGGUGCCACAAUGCGGUCAGAAGCAACGGCUGCAGCGGAACAAAAGGGCAAAGUCCUCAUGCAUGACCCUUUUGCCAUGAGACCUUUCUUUGGCUACAACUUUGGCCAAUAUCUGUCCCACUGGCUCAGCAUGGCACAUCGACCUGCUGCGAAGCUGCCCAAAAUCUUUCAUGUCAACUGGUUCCGGAAAGACAAACAAGGCAGGUUCCUGUGGCCUGGUUAUGGCGAGAACUCCCGAGUGCUGGAAUGGAUGUUCAACCGGAUCCAAGGAGAGGACCAUGCUUGGCUAACGGCCAUCGGUUACGUCCCAGAUGACGCAGGCUUGAACUUGAAAGGCUUGGAAGGUGUGGAUGUACGGGCUCUGUUCACCGUCUCCAAAGGUUUUUGGGAAAAGGAAGUGGAAGAAAUCAGGAAGUAUUUUGAAGAGCAAGUGAAUGCCGACUUACCUUAUGAGAUGGAAAGGGAACUGCUUGACCUGGAACAGAGGAUAAAGCAGCUGUGACUUGAUCCUACUAUCUUAAGAUAACUUCAGACAUUUUAAAAAAUUAAACACUCUCUUUAUCACCAUGGCUGGCAAUACAAAAAAAUUUGCUUUUGUAAGCCAGAAGUUACGGCCAGAACCACUAACGGACACUUUGCAGAAGCAAUUGAAGCACUAGUUGACAAACAUAUCGUUCUUCUUGCUUGAAAAAUUUGCUUUCAUUGAUAAGUUUUGCGCUCAUGUGACAAGAAAGCUAUCCUGAGAUAGUUUCCAUUUUCAUAUCAUAUUACUAGUAAAUACCAGAAGUGGUUUCAUGCUCAGUGAAUUCUUCUGCCUUGUGAGAAAUCACAGAGGGGGAAAAUCAAGGCAUAGUUCCUGCCUUCUUCUUUGACUAUUGAAUUUAUGGUUGGAGGAAAGAGUAUUGCGCCAAAGCAGGGACACAAUUUGGGCAUGGUUCACACAUGUGUUGUAUUAUUCUAUAAUGAACUGCUACAUAGGCUGGAAGUGGAAUGUGUGAACUGCCCUGGAUUGUGUUUGAGGCAAUGUGUGGUAAUAGACGUAUGAGGGCUGUUCACUGUGCCAGUCAUAAUUUGAGGUUUGGAGUGAGGAGCAGGGAACUUAACUCUUUCGAUACUGACAGCAUCUUCUGCCUUUUCUGUUACCUCUCCAUUCUACUCUGCACUUUGCAAAUGUGGCCCUUUAUUUUGCGUUUUUGAAAUAGCAGUCAACUUUUCAUUCUAGGCAGUUGCAUGUAAUGUGUAACUUGCCCUUGAGAAGAAGGAUAAACAUGAUAAACAAUCGAGUCAUCGUCUAAGAGUUCUGUGUAAGUCACAAUGCCUGUGUGGGUUUUGUCUGCUCAAGAUUGUCUGUUCAAGGUUGGCAGCCAGCCCUUUAUGUCCGUGCCAUGUUCCCUUGAUAGGCUCAAUUGUCAUUUCUGGAGAAUCAACACAGGAACAAUUAGUCAUGGAGCAAGGCAACAGCUGUAAAUAUAUUUAGAACUUUUUAGAACAUUUGGAACAAUUGCUGCUCCGUCUUCACACAGUUGCAAUGGAUUUGUGUGCCCCGUGAUAUUUUACACGCUCCUUGAAUUUUGUAUCUCUUUUGCUGACUUUGUGAGAGGUUAACAUUGAGUUCUAAAAUAAUAAAAUAAGCUUUUCUACCCUUUAUGCCUCAUGUCCAAUAUUGAUAUGGCAGCCUGAGUCUAUGGGGUUUUACUCAGAAGUAAGUCUAAUGGGACUUAUCUCUCUAAUAAACUGUGAAUGCUUAUUUGUAAAUAAUCUGCAUUGAACUUGGAAGAAAUAACUUCUGAGUGGCCAUACAAAGCAUUGCAGUGUUGUGACAGAUAGGCAGAGGUCCUGAGGUUGAGGGAAGGCCGAUAUUUACCUCAAGAAUAAAAUAAUGGCUGUCGACUGUUCUAUGCACCCAGCAGUUGAUACUAAAAUGCUAUAACGUGAUGAGGCCAGCAAAAGGUAUGUUUUCUCUAUAAAUAGUUUCAAGCCUCAUUACUGAACCUCUUUAUCUCUCCUUAUUUCUCUGAGACUAUACUACGCCUAGUCAGAUUAGCACUUGUGACAUAUUUAAACACUUGUUUUUUGGUCAUCAAGCUGAUAUGAAAUUCUGCCUACAACAGCUUGUUUGGAUAUCUCUAGGUAGAAGACAGUUCAGAAACUUUGAAACAAGAUUUGAUUUGUAAACUCCUAUUUUACACAUCAUUUGUCUUCCGUUGUUCAAAUUGCAAUCUGACUGCUGUACACGAGAAACCAUAGCAAACACUUUACAAACACAUUUAAUUCAGUACAAAACUGAUUCACAGUGUUUCUUGUGUUCAUCCCCAAACAACCCUUGAGAGAAGGUCAACGUUAUUGCCAUUUUAUAGACGAGGGACUGAGGCUGAAAUACAACUCUAGCCAAGACCACCCAAGAUUUCAGCCUGUUUCCUAUUCCAAGUCUUUGUUCAUUGGAAUAAAAGUUAUUAUUUUUGUCCUGUU
Eublepharis macularius is the source of this 3930-nucleotide messenger RNA. It is a transcript of the gene PCK1, whose product is annotated as phosphoenolpyruvate carboxykinase 1. The transcript is spliced from 11 exons. Gene Ontology annotation, cellular component: mitochondrion; cytosol. Gene Ontology annotation, biological process: cellular response to insulin stimulus; response to starvation; propionate catabolic process. The record is from RefSeq and is a predicted model, not a curated record. NCBI's taxonomy places the organism in Eukaryota, Metazoa, Chordata, Lepidosauria, Squamata, Eublepharidae. The coding region runs from base 95 to 1963 and encodes 622 amino acids. Gene Ontology annotation, molecular function: manganese ion binding; phosphoenolpyruvate carboxykinase (GTP) activity; GTP binding.